GACACGGUAACUUGUGAAGAGAGUAGAAGCCGCAAAAACUGUAGAUUCUGGAAACGCACCACAGAGCUCGGAGCUAAGCUUCUUUGUGUUUUGGUUAUCCAAAAUCGAAAGAAAGAACCAAUAUUUAUAACUAACAAUGACAGAUGCUGAAGACGCCGUACGACGUCGUAACGCGGUGGCGGAUUAUCGAAAGAAGCUCCUCCAGCACAAGGAAUUGGAGUCCAGAGUUCGAUCAGUGAGAGAGAAUUUGCGAGCUUCGAAGAAAGAGUUCAAUAAAACGGAGGAUGACUUGAAGUCUCUUCAAAGCGUUGGCCAGAUCAUUGGGGAAGUUCUCAGGCCUCUUGACAAUGAACGCUUGAUUGUUAAAGCAAGCAGCGGACCAAGGUAUGUGGUAGGAUGCCGGAGUAAAGUUGAUAAGGAAAAAUUGACUUCCGGUACACGAGUGGUUCUUGAUAUGACAACACUCACCAUAAUGCGAGCUCUUCCACGUGAAGUUGAUCCGGUUGUUUACAAUAUGCUGCACGAGGAUCCCGGUAAUGUGAGUUAUUCCGCUGUUGGUGGUCUCUCUGAUCAGAUAAGGGAAUUGAGGGAAUCAAUUGAAUUGCCUCUGAUGAAUCCAGAACUUUUUCUUCGUGUUGGAAUUAAACCUCCUAAGGGUGUUCUCCUUUAUGGGCCUCCUGGUACGGGUAAAACACUGUUAGCUAGGGCAAUUGCCAGUAAUAUCGAUGCUAAUUUCUUGAAGGUUGUUUCAAGUGCCAUAAUUGAUAAGUACAUUGGAGAAAGUGCAAGGUUGAUACGAGAAAUGUUUGGGUAUGCACGUGAUCACCAGCCCUGCAUCAUUUUUAUGGAUGAGAUCGAUGCCAUUGGUGGUCGCCGUUUUAGUGAGGGAACAAGUGCUGAUCGUGAGAUUCAGAGAACACUGAUGGAGUUGCUUAAUCAACUAGAUGGAUUUGAUCAACUUGGAAAGGUUAAAAUGAUAAUGGCAACGAACAGACCCGAUGUACUGGACCCUGCUCUUCUACGUCCUGGAAGGUUGGAUAGGAAAAUAGAAAUUCCAUUGCCAAAUGAACUAUCGAGGAUGGAAAUUCUCAAGAUUCAUGCUGCUGGGAUUGCUAAGCAUGGUGAAAUAGACUAUGAAGCUGUUGUGAAGCUUGCAGAGGGCUUUAAUGGGGCCGAUCUUCGAAAUGUCUGCACGGAAGCUGGAAUGUCCGCAAUCCGUGCAGAGCGCGACUAUGUGAUCCAUGAAGAUUUUAUGAAGGCUGUUCGAAAACUGAAACUUAAAAAUUCUUAGAGCCAUGGAUAUCCGGGUAGUGCAUGAUUAGAACAAGAAAUAUGCAUCAUGCAAUCUGUUUUGCAUUGACUCUCUCACAGUUUGUAUUUUAUAAAUUAGUUUUUGAUAUUUAUUCCAACCAAUGUCAAUUUUUUUUGUUAA
Messenger RNA from Arachis ipaensis, 1432 nucleotides. RefSeq names its product 26S proteasome regulatory subunit S10B homolog B. Gene Ontology annotation, molecular function: ATP hydrolysis activity; ATP binding. Lineage: Eukaryota; Viridiplantae; Streptophyta; Magnoliopsida; Fabales; Fabaceae. The record is from RefSeq and is a predicted model, not a curated record.